Molecule: messenger RNA, 866 nt
Organism: Zingiber officinale
Lineage: Eukaryota; Viridiplantae; Streptophyta; Magnoliopsida; Zingiberales; Zingiberaceae
Exons: 1
Coding region: 198-716 (172 amino acids)
Cellular component (GO): nucleus
Source: RefSeq, a predicted model, not a curated record
CGCAAUUUGGUGUCAAUUGCCGCCGGUUGCUUCUUCGGCCAGAGUAAUGCCAUGGUCGCCGCCCUCCAAAUGGCGGGCGCUGCGUUGACUUCACAGCCUACUUUUGUCUACUUCUUUCCUUUUGGAAGUACAAGUAUGGUAUUGAUAAACCGCCCGUCCAACUGCCAUUUUCGCCUUCGCCAAAUCUCCAAACGCCCAUGACUCCUCCUCCCAAGGCCGCUGCUGCCGAACCUCGCGAAUCGCCGGCGGUUGUCGACGACUCGAACGGGAUCCGCCGGAACAAUAAGCGGAAGCCGGUCGUCAUCUACAUGGUCUCGCCCGAGGUCAUCCACGUGAAGGCCAGCGAGUUCAUGACCCUGGUGCAGCGCCUCACCGGCCCCAGCGCCGCCGCCGGCGAGGAGUGCUCGUCCCCCCGCGUCAGCGUCAACCGCCAGGUGGUGCCGGUGAGGGUCAAAGCGCGGGCGCUGAUCCGGCAGCCUCCGACGCCGGCGCGAGAUUCGCCGUCGUCUCAGCUUUCGACGCUGUUCUUCCACGACUUGAGUCCGCCAUCAACAUACGCGGCGCGGAAGGACGAGCCGAUGGCGGCGCCGCAGAGUUGGUUGCUUGGCGGCGAGUACUUGGACCAGAGUCCUCGCCGUGAACCGGGGCUGGGGAGCGGUUCGGCUUACCUCGAUGCUUUGGACCGGCGGCCGGAAAGAUUGGGAGGGCGGCGUUGAUCGUAUGAUCAAAGAUUAAUUAUCCUGUUAAUUAAUUCCCUUGGAUAGCUGGUGAAUCUGCUGCCGGUUUUAUUUUAAUUUGCAUGUAAUUAAAUGUUUAAAUUGAGUGAUUUUAUAUUGUGGUUUUGGAAUAGCAAUAAGAAGUCUUCU